AUGGCUAACAGGAGGAGGAGGAACCCCGCUGGAGCUGAUGACAUAGCUCAGGCGAUCCAUCGUAUGGUGGACACGAUGCAGCCCAUAGCGGCGCCACCCAGAGCUGUAGUGGCACCUACCCGGCCAGUAGCUAUGGAGGAUUUCAUGAAACACCGGCCGGCCAAGUUCUCUGGCAAGGCCACUCCUGACGAGGCAGAUGCUUGGAUGCGGGAAUGUGAGAAGAUCUGUAGGGUGCUGGGAUGCACAGAUGAGCAGAGACUGUUGUUUGUCACGUUUCUUCUAGUGGCAGACGCAGAGUAUUGGUGGCAGGGGAUGCAGCAGUUGAUGCAGACCCGUGGGGAGCAGGUGACGUGGACUGCCUUCAGGAUGAGGUUUCUGGAGAAGUACUUUCCCGACAGUGCGAGGCACGAACGGGAGGCAGAGUUCCUUACUCUUCAGCAGGGGACCAUGACUGUGGCGGCCUACAUAGAGAGGUUCGAAUAUCUGGCGCGUUUCUACACUCCAGUAGUCACCGAGGAGUGGAGGUGUAGGAGAUUCGAGGGCGGAUUAAAACAUGAGAUACGCCGCUUCAUUGUGCCGCUUCGGAUUAGAGAGUUCCCAGUUUUGGUCGAGCAGGCCAAAACUGUGGAGCAGUUGGAGACCGGGUCUAGUAGUGGAGGGAAACAGCAGAGGACUACUCCAGAUGUCAGACCUCAGAGGAAACCUUAUAGCAGAUCGCCGACUACCUGGGGAAGGUUACGGUGUUAUAACUGUGACGGGGAACACUUGAGGAGGGAUUGUACUAAACCGGCCAGCAGUACAGGUGGAGGCAGUAGUACUGGUAGGUGCUACGUAUGCCAGCAGACAAGGCACUUUGCACGUCAGUGUCCUAACAAAAGACAAGCUGGUGGUGCGCCAGCUACGAGGCCAGUAGGAGACCGACCCAGAGCACCAGGGCGUGUGUUCGCCCUGACGACCACAGAGGCGAAACAGUCAGGUAACCUUUUGCAGUUUCUAUGUCUGUUGUGUGACCACGAGGUAGUGGUGUUGUUCGACUCAGGAGCCACUCAUUCGUUUGUGUCGAAUGAAUGUGUGAGGAGGCUCGGGCUCACGAUGCGAGAGCUGGGGUGCGAGCUUUUAGUUGCGACGCCAGCGUCUGGAGAGGUAUCCACCACUUCUAUGUGCGUGGGGUGUCCUAUGGAGGUGGCAGGCCGUAGGUUCAGGCUGAAUCUCAUAUGCUUGCCGAUGGAGGGUUUAGAUGUGAUUUUGGGCAUGGAUUGGUUGUCGAAUAACCAUGUCGUCAUUGAUUGCGGGCAGCGCAAGAUAGUGUUUCCUGAUACGGUGGGGUUAGAACUUAUCUCGUCUAAUCAGGCGGUGAGGGAGAUUGAGGCUGGAGCUACAUGUUACAUGAUUGUGGCUCAGGCAGAAAAGAUGAGCACGGCCGAGCAGAUCAGCAGGAUCCCGGUAGUGGAUGAAUAUGCAGAUGUAUUCCCGGAUGAGAUUCCAGAACUACCGCCUAGCAGGGAUGUAGAUUUCUCCAUUGAUCUCAUCCCUGGCGCUGGGCCAGUUUCUAUGGCACCGUACAGAAUGGCGCCUGCUGAGUUAGCUGAGCUAAAGAAACAGAUUGAGGAUCUGCUUGAGAAGAAGAUUGACGAUCUAUUGGAUCAAUUGAGGGGAGCUGCGGUGUUCUCAAAAAUAGACCUGAGAUCUCGGUAUCAUCAGAUCCUUGUCAGGCCGGAGGAUGUCCAGAAGACAGCUUUUCGAUCACGGUAUGGUCACUACGAGUAUGUAGUGAUGCCAUUUGGGGUGACCAAUGUGCCGGCUAUAUUCAUGGAUUACAUGAAUAGGAUUUUCAGGCCAUAUCUGGAUCAGUUUGUAGUAGUGUUUAUCGAUGACAUUCUGAUCUACUCCGAGAGCAGGAAAGAACAAGCAGAACAUCUAAGAGUAGUAUUGGGGAUUCUCAGAGAGCACCAGUUGUAUGGGAAAUUGUCGAAAUGUGAAUUCUGGUUGGAAGAGGUACAAUUCCUGGGUCAUGUGAUCUCAGCCCAAGGAAUAGCCGUUGAUCCGGCAAAGAUAGAGACUGUGGUGAAGUGGGAGAGGCCCCAAACAGUUUCAGAGGUGCGUAGUUUUCUGGGUUUGGCAGGGUAUUAUCGACGGUUUGUGGAGGGUUUCUCCAAGAUGAUGAGUCCUCUUACACAGCUUACGAGAAAGGACCAGCCUUUCUCGUGGACGGACGAGUGUGAAGCUUGCUUCGAGGAUAUGAAGAGAAGACUGACCACCGCACCGAUAUUGGCAAUCCCUGACACGACUAAAACAUUUGAGGUGUACUGUGAUGCCUCGUAUCAGGGGUUGGGUUGUGUGCUGAUGCAGGAUAAACGGCCUGUAGCUUAUGCAUCGAGACAGUUGAAGGUGCAUGAGAAGAAUUACCCGACACACGACUUGGAGUUAGCGACAGUCGUGUUUGCCCUCAAGACAUGGAGGCAUUACCUGUAUGGAGCGCAGUUCCAGGUAUUCAGCGAUCAUAAAAGCUUGAAAUACUUGAAGAGAAUUCAUGUUUCAGCUAUGAUGAUUAGGGAGUUGGAGCUGAUAGAACAGUUGAGGGACAUGAAUCUGGGGUUGGAUAUAGGGCCUGGACAGAUACGAUGCAGCAUGUUGAGGAUCACGAAUGAGUUCCUAGAUGAGCUUCGGGUGGAACAGGGGAAGGAUCAGGAACUGCAGAUGAUAAUUGGUGAGUUGGGCACUGAGAAGAGGAAGGAUUUCCGAAUGGGCAGAGACGGGAUCCUACGGUUCAGGGAGAGAGUGUGUUCCAAACAGCAGGGUUCUGAGGAAGAUGCUCCUAGAUGA
Vigna unguiculata (cowpea) is the source of this 2823-nucleotide messenger RNA. The record is from RefSeq and is a predicted model, not a curated record. Lineage: Eukaryota; Viridiplantae; Streptophyta; Magnoliopsida; Fabales; Fabaceae.